AUGUUCUUCAGUGAAACUCUAUUUCCCGAGAACUCUACACAAGACCAAGGACCUUCUACCCGACCCGAUUAUUCGGCAAGAUACAAGUCACGAAAGAAUAAGCACCAACGCAAGAAACAGAAAUUGGUCGGAGAGCUUGAAAAGGAAUAUGAGGAUCUAUUAAUAUUUGGAUACGAGUCGAAAGUAUUUAAAGAUGACGAAAUGGCACAGAAAGUUAAUACUGGGGAAUUGUUAAUACCGUGGAGGGGUGAGACGCAGAAUGUUAUUUUGUUGGAUAGAUAUGAUGUACGGAAUCUUCUUGACAAUCGCGGACAGUUCCGCAAGGGAGUAUAUACGUUAACGAAAACGGUAGACGAAAUCGAAGAAGACCGAUUGUGUGAGGAAGAGCGGUGGGCAGAUUUGGAUUCGGAUGCGGAAGAUUUAUAUUAUUUGGAAGAGGAAGAGAGGGAAUCUUAUAUUGAGGAGAAGCGAAGACAGAAACAGAGAGCAGCAGAGGGGAACGAGAUUGGCUAUGAUUAUUCUGAAAAAGUUGAAAAAGAAAACGAAUGCAAAGAGGGAGAUGAACAAGUGCCGAAAGAUGAGAACCAAUCUGCAACUGGGGAGGCUUACGUAGCCAAAUUUACUGUUCCUGAGGGAAUGGCAACAGAGGAAAAAGAAGAACAUCAUAUGAAUCAAGGGGCAUUGAUUUUGCUCUAUUCUUAUGAUCUCGUUAAUUGGAUCGCCAUACAAGUUCCGUCCGAUCAGCGUAUAGAUGAAAUCAUCGAACGUACAGCUAGGUUCCUCAAUACGAGCAACGAUGCACAGAUGGAAAUAGUCAUCCAAGCCAAGCAAGCAAAUAAUCCUAGCUUUUCAUUUCUAAACAAAGACGAUCCGCUAUAUCCUUACUAUCGUCAUGUACGGGUGCAGCUGAGGAUUGGAUUAUUCGAUUAUGGUGGUAGUGACAAUGAAGAUGAGGUUGCGGCCGCCGCCGCUGCAGUAGUCGAGGGAGGGGAAGAGUCGGAGGAAAAGAGAAAUGUUGCAGAGGUAAAGAGCGAGGGUGAAGCUGAGGACGAUGACGAGGGUGAAAAUGAAGACAAGAAAAAGACAGAAGAGGUGGCGAAAGAUGAGAAUGAAACCACAAAGGAAGAAGAAAAACCAGAGACGAGCGAUGAUAAUAGGACUAUACUCGAUGCUCUGGACGAUUAUUAUUUGGAAUUCUGUGCCACGUCCGAAACUUCAUGGAGAUCAAAAUCACGAGGGAUAUCCAAACACAUUGGACCUGUCGUUGUUCCGCCUCUAGACGUGCGAGAAAUAAUUGACAAAACAUCCAUGUAUGUUGCAAGAUGCGGGCCCGGUCUGGAAACGAAAAUACGAGAGAAACACAUAUAUGAUUCCAAGUUUAGUUUUCUGUUGCCAUGGGACCAAUUCUAUCCUUACUACAAGCAAAAGAUUGAGGACGAAAGGGCCAUCACUGAUGGGGAAUGGCGACAGGAAAAGGAGCAGCAAGACACAACAAAGUUUAAAGGGUGGAUUGAUCUGUCAGAGCAGAAUGGGGUACAUGUCAGUUAA
Paraglomus occultum is the source of this 1548-nucleotide messenger RNA. The record is from the annotation of a GenBank genome assembly. NCBI's taxonomy places the organism in Eukaryota, Fungi, Glomeromycota, Glomeromycetes, Paraglomerales, Paraglomeraceae.